Macadamia integrifolia is the source of this 2812-nucleotide messenger RNA. RefSeq names its product protein TPR3-like. The transcript has 18 exons. Gene Ontology annotation, biological process: regulation of DNA-templated transcription. Gene Ontology annotation, molecular function: protein binding. The record is from RefSeq and is a predicted model, not a curated record. NCBI's taxonomy places the organism in Eukaryota, Viridiplantae, Streptophyta, Magnoliopsida, Proteales, Proteaceae. The coding region runs from base 422 to 2797 and encodes 791 amino acids.
CACUGUUUUGGUAUUUCUCAUCUCUCUUUCAAGUCCGUUUUCGUAGAGGAAGGAAAAAGAAGGUCUUGGAGAGAGAAGAAAAGACUAUUUAAAACGACCUAUCGUCGUCGUCUUCGUCAUUGUUUUCGUCUUCUGCAAUUCUUGGGUCCGAUCUGUUAUCCUUUUCUCUCUCUUUGUCUCGUUCUUACUCUCCCUCCCUCUCAAUCAAUCGAAGGAGAGGUACAAUUCUUUUCUUCUGGUCUGAUUGUUUUUGUUGCAGUAGUGUUGGUUUAAUUGUUUUCUGAGAACUGAAUUGGUGAGAGUAAAACCUUAAUCGGUUUUUGCUCAAGGGGUUUUCUCUUAGAGUCCUUGCUCGGAUUUUAUCGAUCCGCGAGGGCUUUGAUUUGUUCGACGUUGUUGGUUCAUCUCGGAGGAGACGAACAUGUCUUCUCUUAGCAGAGAACUGGUAUUUUUGAUACUUCAGUUUCUUGACGAAGAGAAAUUCAAGGAGACUGUUCACAAAUUGGAACAAGAGUCUGGGUUUUUCUUCAACAUGAAGUAUUUUGAGGAUGCCGUGACAAACGGGGAAUGGGAUGAGGUCGAGAGGUAUCUUUCUGGUUUUACGAAGGUGGAUGAUAAUAGAUACUCGAUGAAGAUCUUCUUUGAGAUCCGGAAGCAGAAAUACCUUGAAGCCCUAGACAAACACGAUCGUUCAAAAGCUGUAGAGAUUCUGGUGAAGGAUUUGAAAGUGUUUUCGGGUUUUAAUGAAGAUCUUUUCAAGGAAAUAACGCAGCUUCUCACAUUGGAGAACUUCAGGGAGAACGAGCAACUCUCUAAGUAUGGAGAUACCAAGUCUGCCAGGGGUAUAAUGCUUGCUGAGCUAAAAAAGUUGAUUGAGGCAAAUCCCCUUUUCCGUGAUAAGCUUCAGUUUCCCAGCCUGAAGAACUCUAGAUUAAGGACGUUAAUCAAUCAGAGUUUAAAUUGGCAACACCAGCUUUGCAAGAAUCCGAGGCCUAACCCCGAUAUAAAGACCCUUUUUGUGGAUCAUACUUGUGGACAACCAAAUGGGGCUCGAGCUCCAUCCCCUGUGCCAAUUAUGGGGUCCAUUCCAAAAGCAGGUGGCUUCCCACAAAUAGGUGCUCAUGGUCAGUUUCAGGCGACACCAACACCUCAUCCAACUUCUAUUGCAUGGAUGGCUAAUCCAUCCCCUGUACCCCAUCCCACAGUUUCUGCUGGGGCAAUAGGCUUAACUGUUCCUAGUAGUGCAGCAGCAGCUAUCCUAAAGCGCCCUAGAACUCCUCCUACCAACAACCUGGCUGUGGAUUAUCAAACAGCUGAUUCUGAGCAUGUGUUAAAGAGGUCAAGACCUUUGGGAAUGCCAGAUGAGGUUAAUAAUCUGCCUGUAAAUACUUUGCCUAUUGCAUUCACCAGCCAGAGUCAUCAUGCCCAGAGCUUGUACUCCCCAGAUGACUUGCCUAAGACUCAUGUUGUGACUCUAAAUCAAGGCUCUGCUGUCAGGAGCAUGGAUUUCCACCCAAUGCAGCAGACGCUACUUCUUGUUGGAACAUCCAUUGGUGACAUUAUGGUGUGGGAGGUUGGUAGCAAGGAAAGGCUUGCUCUUAGAAAUUUUAAGGUUUGGGACAUUGGAGAAUGUUCAGUGGGUCUGCAGGCAGUUCGGGGUAAAGAAACCUCUAUGUCUGUCAACCGUGUGAUGUGGUGUCCUGAUGGCACUCUUUUUGGUGUUGCAUACUCCAAGCACAUUGUGCAAGUGUAUUCCUACAUUGGUGGUGAUGAGCUGCAGCAGCACCUGGAGAUUGAUGCUCAUGUUGGUGGUGUUAAUGAUCUUGCGUUUUCACACCCAAAUAAGCAAUUGUGCAUUAUAACAUGUGGAGAUGACAAGGCUAUCAAGGUGUGGGAUGCAGUCAACGGAUCAAAGCUCUAUACUUUUGAAGGUCAUGAUGCACCUAUUUAUUCUGUAUGCCCCCAUUAUAAGGAAAAUAUUCAGUUUAUCUUCUCAACAGCAUUGGAUGGGAAGAUUAAGGCUUGGUUGUAUGAUAACUUGGGUUCAAGAGUUGACUAUGAUGCACCAGGACAUGCAUGUAUGAGGAUGGCCUACAGUGCUGAUGGGACAAGGCUUUUCUCUUGUGGGACAAGUAAAGAUGGGGAUUCAUACAUUGUGGAAUGGAAUGAAAGCGAAGGGGCUGUGAAACGGACUUAUCAUGGUGUUGGGAAACGAUCUGCGGCUGUUGUGCAGUUUGAUACCACCAGGAAUCGAUUUUUGGCUGCUGGUGAUGAAUCAGUGAUUAAAUUUUGGGACAUGGACAAUGUUAACCUUUUGACAACAACUGAUGCAGAAGGUGGAUUACCGCAAUCCCCGCAUAUUCGGUUCAACAAGGAAGGGACACUAUUGGCUGUUUCAACAAACGAUAAUGGUAUCAAAAUUCUAGCUAAUGCAGAUGGGCAUCAAUUGCUGCAUACCCUUGAGAAUCGUCCAUUUGAUGCUUCAAGAGUUGCUUCUGGUUCUAUUGUGAAGGCACAUACAAUUAACACAUUUGGACCUACAACAACUGGCACAAAUGUAGGUGUUGUAGAUCGAGGUCCUCCAACAAUGGGAAUAGUUGGACUGAAUGGAGAGAGCCGAGGUUUGUCUGAUGUGAAACCACCCAGAGUUGGAGAGGAUUCUAUAGAGAAGCCUAAGAUUUGGAAGUUGACUGAAAUCAACGAACAAUCUCAGUGUCGUGCAAUGAAGCUUCCUGAUGGCUUGAUGGCAGAAAAGGUAUAUUAUCUCCAUGUACUACCUCUUAAAAUAUCUGAAUGAUGUUGUUUUUAUUUA